CACUUUCCGAGCUUUGUGCGAUUGAGCAUUGUGUGGUUUCUUUCCUCCAUUUCGUCGGGGAAUACUCACUCUCAAAAAAGCAAUCAAUCGCAAGUUCUCAGUUUAACACCUUGGUUUCUGAGCAAUUGCGACUGACCAAAGGGGUAGAGAAUGAUCCCAAUCGCGCUCUGGUUUGCAGCGGCGACGAACGACAGCGCCUCGAUUUCGCAGCUAUUGCAGACGAGCCAUCAGCAACAUCAGCAGUACAAUACUAGUAGCAGCUCGAAUGCGCAUGGCUAUGGGAGUGGGAUUGGGACGGAUUCGCUCGUGAAUGCACGAUUGCCGUCGUCGUUCUUUUCGCAGCAAGAUGCGUCGUCCGACACAACCAGCGACAGCGACGACAACGCAAACGAAGCACCAGCACCGCCGCCAUUGGUGCUCGCACGAGGCCGAGUCGCAGGCGCGCGGAUGAGCUGGAGUGACGAUGACCCAAUGCUGUCAUCACUUCGCGUCAUCGCACCAAGCGCUGCUGCUCUCCACGCAACCACAGCGACAGUGAAUGCUAGCAGUGCCAUGGCAGGCCGAUCCACGGGGCUGGCUGCUGCUGCUGCUGCUGCUGAUCCAACUGCUGCGACUCCAGCGUGGGCGGCCGAGCCGUUCUAUGUGGACGAGCCUGCUCCUGCUGCUGCCGCUGCCUCGGGCUCAUCUUCCUCCAGCUCUAGCAAUCACAAUCUAUUCACCCCAGCGACGAUGACGACGACGAGCGGCGAUGACGCGCCAACAAUGCUGGACGAUCCUCGCCGACCUCGCGCUGUUCCGGCGUGGUUUGCACAGGGUCGCACGCCGCUGCAUGUGGCUGCGCUCGCCGGCGCCGUCGAAGCUGCGCUCGUGCUGCUCAAGCAUGGCGCUGGUGUCGGAACGCCCGACAAGUUUGGCACGACGCCGCUGAUGAUGUCGAUGGGCAAGCCGAUUGAUCACGCUGCAAGCCACAAACCGCCGCGACUGCUCGCAGCCAUGCUGAAGCACAUGCGCGAUCCGAGGAUUGUCAAUCUGUGCGAGCCGAGCAGCGGAUUCACCGCGCUUCAUUAUGCAGCCACCCAGAGCGGGACGGGUGCGCUGCUGGUCCGCAUGCUCGUCGAGGCCGGCGGGAACAUUGAGGCGCGCACACGAGGUCGUCGCCCUGCGCCGCGUGUCAUCACUCUGCAUUCAGACCACCUCGUGUCCGGCAGCACGCCACUGAUGCUUGCGUGCCAUCGCGGAAACGUCGCCGCGGUGGAAAUGCUGCUUGGUCUGGGCGCAAACCCCAACGCAGUGGACGAGGCUGGCGGCACCGCGCUCGAUGCUGCGCUUGGAUCUCGCGCGCAGUCCACUCAGCUGGUGCUCACUCUGAUCAAGCAUGGCGCACUUCUCCCAUGCGAAGUCUUGCUGAGCCUGUGCUCCGAGCCGACCGACAUGCUCCUCGCGGCUCCGCUUCGGCUGGGCCUUGCCUGUCUUCGAAACGGGCUGGACGACAGGACGAGCCAGCUUCUCUCCGACAACCCAGAGCUCGCAUCCUCCUCGGCCUAUCUCGUCCCCGACACCUGGCCCAUCGAUCUGCUGGCCGCAGCCGCCUUUGCCGAUCGGAUUGAUGCCGUGCGGCUGCUGGUUGAGCACGGCGCGGAUUUGUUUGCGUGCAAUCACAGUGGCAAACUCCCGCUCCACUACGCCUGCUUGGGAGGCGCCACAGCCUGUGCCAUGUUCCUGCUGGACGCCAUGGAGCGGGAGGCUCGAUCGCUCGGGUGGGAGGAGAGCGCCGUCAGCCAACUGGUGAAUACGCGGGAUCAUCGUGGUGUCGUCCCUCUGUCCCUGGCCCUGUCGGAGGGCCGUGAGGAAACCGCGCUGGCCCUCUUGGAUCGGGCUGCACGGUUGGACCAGCUGCCAAAGUCACACAUCCGACGGGUCUUGACGCACGCACGGAUGCCCACUCUCCUGCGCACGCUGGUCGAGCGUUAUGGAGUGGAUGUCAACGACGGCGGCGAUCCCGAGGACCAAUCCUGUCUGCACAACGCGGUUGAGAUGGCCUUUGAAGACCGCGUUGUCCUGCUGCUCGAGCUGGGCGCCGAUGCGAAUUGUGUGGACGCGCGCGGAUUCACUCCGCUGCAGAUUGCCGUAUCGCAGCCCAUUGUCCGCCAGCGCGUCGUCACGGCGCUCUUGCAGCGCGGGGCCAACCCCAAUGCGCAACUGCCCAGUAUCCGCUCUCCACGGUCUUCACGCUAUGUUUCGUAGCCGAGAAAGACCCCCUUUUUUAUUUUAUUUUAUUCAUUUAUUUUUGACAAUCGCCUGCCUUUCUGAGGCACGCAAGGGCGUUCUGUAAUUUGUUACAAUACGACACAUGUACC
Messenger RNA from Capsaspora owczarzaki ATCC 30864, 2357 nucleotides. RefSeq lists its product as hypothetical. The coding region runs from base 151 to 2244 and encodes 697 amino acids. The record is from RefSeq and is a predicted model, not a curated record. The transcript has a single exon. Gene Ontology annotation, molecular function: protein binding. NCBI's taxonomy places the organism in Eukaryota, Filasterea, Ministeriida, Capsasporidae.